AUGGCGGACAUCAGCGACGCCGAACUCCGCGAAAUCUACGGCUUUGCCGUGCAAUUGGGCAAAGAUGCGGGCGCCAUGCUCAUGACGGCGGCGCGGUCGAGGUUCGACGGCGGCGAUGCCCAGGUCUUCACCGAGAAGGAGAACUCGGUCGACCUGGUCACCAAGACCGACACAGAAGUCGAAGCCUUCAUCCACACAUCGGUCGCAAACAAGUAUCCCAACCACAAGUUCAUUGGCGAAGAGACAUACUCGGCCGGCUCCUCCCGCGACUACCUCGUCGACGACAGCCCAACCUGGAUCGUCGACCCCCUCGACGGCACCGUCAACUUCACCCACCUGUUCCCCAUGUUCUGCGUCUCCAUCGGCUUCGCCGUGAAGGGGAAGCCCAUCAUCGGCGUCAUCAAUGCGCCCUUCCUGAACCAGACCUUCUCCUCGCUCAAGGGCCACGGCGCAUGGAUGAACGAGACCCAGAAGCUGCCCUUGGUCCCGAGCCCCUUGCCAGCCAAUGCGCCUAGCGGCUGCGUGUUUUCGUGUGAAUGGGGCAAGGACCGCCGCGACAAGCCGGAUGGGAACAUGCACCGCAAGGUCGAGAGCUUCGUCAACAUGGCGGCCGAGAGGGGCGGAAGAGGUGGCAAGGGCGGCAUGGUUCACGGCAUGAGGAGUCUGGGAAGUGCCACUUUGGACCUCGCCUAUACUGCCAUGGGAUCUUUCGAUAUUUGGUGGGAGGGCGGUUGCUGGGAGUGGGACGUUGCUGCAGGAAUCGCAAUUCUCGAAGAGGCUGGUGGUCUCGUGACCAUCGCUAACCCACCAGAAGAUACCUCCAUCGUUCCAGAUGUCAAGCUGGGUGGCAGAUCGUACCUAGCAAUCCGGUGA
Molecule: messenger RNA, 873 nt
Organism: Colletotrichum chrysophilum
Lineage: Eukaryota; Fungi; Ascomycota; Sordariomycetes; Glomerellales; Glomerellaceae
Exons: 5
Coding region: 1-873 (290 amino acids)
Biological process (GO): inositol metabolic process; signal transduction; phosphatidylinositol phosphate biosynthetic process
Molecular function (GO): inositol monophosphate 1-phosphatase activity
Source: RefSeq, a predicted model, not a curated record